Messenger RNA from Erigeron canadensis, 1118 nucleotides. RefSeq lists its product as uncharacterized. Lineage: Eukaryota; Viridiplantae; Streptophyta; Magnoliopsida; Asterales; Asteraceae. The transcript is spliced from 4 exons. Bases 1 to 1008 code for a protein of 335 amino acids. The record is from RefSeq and is a predicted model, not a curated record.
AUGGCUGUGACACAUGAUGAUCUUGCACCUAGUCGUCGCAGAGGGACUGAUAUCGGUAGCAAAACAAGUGUUGUUUUAAUGGUUUUCUCGCUACUCCUUGGCUUGCUUUGCUUUGUUCUCUGUCUUAUUGCUGAGGCAAAACGCUCUCAGCUUAGUAAGACCAUUACUCUUAGGCGGUUAUUGUUUGGUGUUCAUGUUGACGGAUCAUGUUUAUAUGGUAAUGAACUAGACCCAAAUUUAAUCUCAUUUGAGGCGUCGAAAAACAUUAAGCCGCCACUGAACACAACAUGGAAUGGUGAACAUAUAGUUUUUCGAUAUCAAAAGCUGUUGGUUGAAGUUGAGACUUUAAAUAAGGCUAAAUUUCUACAGAUAAUACGCGAGGUGAGUGACGGUGGUGGAGGGGAUACUGCAAAGACUGAAUGCAGAUAUAGCGGCAAUGGGAAGAUACCAUUAAUUUGUGCAGCCGGUGCAUUUUUGUCCCUCGCAGUUGCUAUGGUGCUACAACACACACACUUGUUACUCUCGGUUAGUAAAUCAGACCCUGACCCAAGUCAACUUUUGACUUGGGAUCCUGAUCAUCUCAAAAGUCUGUCAUGGCAAGCAGGAUUUUUCUUCAUUACCACUUGGAUAUGUUUCUCAGUGGCAGAAAUUUUGUUGUUGAUUGGGCUAAGUGUCGAAUCAGGGCACUUAAAAGGAUGGUCGACUUCAAGGACCAGAUGUUUCAUAGCUCGAGAGGGUUUAUUCUCUGCAGCUGGGGUAUUGGGGAUUACAACGGUCUUUCUUGCUGCAGGCUUGUCGAUAACUGCUUUACGCGCACAAUGGCUAUUACAAGAUCAAGAAAAUGUUCGCCGAGAGGUUAUAGAAACCUCGAUCCUUUAUGCAUCACCACCAAGAAUGUCUGAAGAUCGAAUCAGGGCUGUCCGUGGUGAAGCUCCCAUUGCUAGACAUGAUCUAUACCAUGAGCCUGGACUAAUUGAGUAUCUAAGGGCUUUUGAUAAAAUUAUUUAACUUAUAUUUUUUGAAACUUAAUUGAGAGUUAACAUAUUCCUAAUGAGUAUGGAAAAAACAGAAUAAGUGUAUAAAUCUUUUCUGAACUACUUUUUGAGGCCAUGGGGCAU